Molecule: messenger RNA, 1650 nt
Organism: Populus nigra (black poplar)
Lineage: Eukaryota; Viridiplantae; Streptophyta; Magnoliopsida; Malpighiales; Salicaceae
Product: serine carboxypeptidase-like 35
Exons: 8
Coding region: 65-1489 (474 amino acids)
Biological process (GO): proteolysis
Cellular component (GO): vacuole
Molecular function (GO): serine-type carboxypeptidase activity
Source: RefSeq, a predicted model, not a curated record
UUCUCCAUAUACUUGCUAGCUCUUGCUCGCCUCCUCCUCCUAAUACUCAGUUUCAUAUUGCAAAAUGGCAAAUUUAAGCAAAUGGUUGUUUUGUUUCCUAGUUUCUACUACGGUGAUAGUAGCAGCAGUGGGGAGAGAGAUUUCUGACGGAGAAGAAGCAAGGAGAGAAGCUGAUAGAGUGACCAAUUUGCCUGGGCAACCACAAGUAAGGUUUCAGCAUUAUGCUGGUUAUGUAAAACUUGGACCCCAGAAUCAGAGGGCAUUGUUCUAUUGGUUCUUUGAAGCAAAAGAGGACGCUUCUCAAAAGCCUCUAGUUCUGUGGCUUAAUGGAGGACCUGGGUGCUCCUCCAUAGCUUAUGGCGCAGCGCAAGAACUUGGCCCCUUUUUAGUUAGGGGAAAUGGAACACAGCUUAUUCUCAACAAAUACUCUUGGAACAAAGCUGCAAACAUGCUUUUCCUGGAGGCUCCUGUGGGCGUAGGAUUUUCAUACACAAAUAAUUCCGAAGAUCUAUAUAAACUAGGUGAUAAAGUUACAGCCGAUGACUCUCAUACCUUCUUAAUCAAUUGGUUCAAAAGGUUUCCAAAUUUCAAAUCACAUGAUUUUUAUAUAGCUGGAGAGAGCUACGCAGGGCACUAUGUUCCCCAACUAGCUGAGCUCAUUUACGAAAGAAACAAAGGAGCUACAAAAAGUUCUUACAUAAAUCUCAAGGGUUUCAUGAUCGGAAAUGCUGUGAUUAAUGAUGAAACGGACUCUGCGGGCAUUGUGGAUUACGCGUGGAGUCAUGCAAUUAUCUCAGACCAGCUCUACCACAACAUAAAGGAAUGUGAUCAUCAAGAAAGCGCAACAAACGAGUGUGUUGUUCAUUACAGAGGGUUCGCAGAAGCUUAUUCAGACAUCGAUAUUUAUAGCAUCUACACUCCAGUUUGUCUCUCCGAAUAUUCUACUCGAAUUUCAUCGAGACUUGUCGUCGCACCUCGCCUUCUCUCAAAAUUACAUGACCUGGUGCAUAAGCUACCAUCAGGAUAUGAUCCAUGUACGGAAGAUUAUGCAGAGAAGUUUUUCAAUAGAGAGGAUGUUCAGAAAGCCCUGCAUGCCAAUGUUACCAAAUUAUCCUAUCCUUACACACCAUGCAGCAAUGCAAUAAGGAAGUGGAAUGACUCUGCGGAAACAGUACUGCCUAUCAUUCAGAAGCUUUUAGACGCUGGAUUGCGUAUUUGGAUCUAUAGUGGAGACACUGAUGGGAGAGUACCAGUAACAUCAACAAGGUACAGCAUAAACAAAAUGGGGUUAAAAGUGAUUGAAGAAUGGAGGGCAUGGUUUCAUAAGAGUCAAGUGGCAGGAUGGGUUGAGACGUAUGAGAGAGGGCUCUUAUUAGCCACCAUACGUGGUGCAGGCCACCAGGUUCCGGUCUUUGCACCUCAGCAGUCCCUUUCUCUCUUCUCUCAUUUCCUUUCAGCCAAAACUUUGCCGGCUUCUUCAAGGUUCUAGUUCCCACAGUAUUGGUACUCGUGAUAAAGAGGAAUAGAAUGUGACCAAUCAUUGACUAUGUUUAGCAGAUCUUGGACAUCUUUUUCUCCACCUUGGGCUGUGUAAUUUAUCAGACACUCUUUUCUCUUUAUCUCAUUAUGCAAAACUCAGGAUUUUAAUUU